Messenger RNA from Ruditapes philippinarum (Manila clam), 3162 nucleotides. Its product is annotated as ubiquitin-conjugating enzyme E2-17 kDa-like. NCBI's taxonomy places the organism in Eukaryota, Metazoa, Mollusca, Bivalvia, Venerida, Veneridae. The transcript has 6 exons. The coding region runs from base 135 to 578 and encodes 147 amino acids. The record is from RefSeq and is a predicted model, not a curated record.
AUUACUACGCAUAUACACCCGUUAAUUUAGCAGUCAUGCGGUUCAAUACACAAUAAAUACAUUACAGCUGUCAAGUGAACGACGAAACAAAUAGUCAUUUUAUAAUUCUAAAUAGUUAAAAGACUGAGAGGAAAAUGGCACAGAAAAGACUUCUUAAGGAAAGUAGAGACAUAUGUGAUGACCCUCCACCAGGCUGCUCUGCAGGUCCUGAAAAUGAAGACUUAUUCAGAUGGUCAGCUUCUCUCACAGGUCCAGAAGGCAGCCCAUAUCACGGUGGUGUUUUCUUUUUGUCAAUGAUCUUUCCUACAGACUAUCCAUUUAAACCUCCAAAGGUGCAAUUUAUAACAAGGAUAUAUCACCCUAAUAUCAACAGCCAUGGCAGUAUAUGUCUAGAUAUACUCCGUUCACAGUGGUCACCAGCCCUCACUGUAGGAAAAGUACUUUUGUCAAUACUUGCAUUAUUGUCAGAGCCAAAUCCAGAUGACCCUCUGAUGCCAGACAUUGCCAAAAUAUUUAAGCAAGAUAAAAAGAAAUAUGAUCACAACGCACGUGAAUAUACCAAAAAACAUGCAACUUGAUGAAGCUACAACUUAAACUGUGAUCUAAUAAUACAACAUAUUUAUAUACAACAUGAAAAGAAAACAGAUGUGAUUGGUCUUUAUCCACAGUUUUUGAAUCUCCUUUUUUCCAAACCUGAAAUAAAAGAAGUAAGUUUUAAGUACAUUGCAUCAUAAAGGAUACCAGGCCUUUCUUUUUGAGAAUGAAUUUGUAUGUUAAAUUAUUUUUUAUGGUUGUUGAUUUCAUUCUAAAUGAUGGUUAUGUUAUGUAACGUAAGCCCAUCUUGAAAUCCAGAUUCUUAGAAUGAACAAAAUGUAAGAAGAACAGGUUAUUUCGAUAUCACUUUACAUGAUACUGUUUGUUAUAAACUGAAGAAACACCACUGGUAUUGACAAUGUAACAAGACUAGAUGUGAGUAAAUUCAAAUCUGUUUGAUUUUUAAACGUUUUAUUUUGUGACCUUUUUUCAAAUGAAGAAUUAGUAUUAGUAGAUCUGUUAGAAAAUAUGUGGAUUUAACAUUGUUAUAUUUUAAUGCUUAAGAUUUUGUUAGUGUUAAAAUAAAACUUGAAUUGUGUAUAAUCUUUUUUGUGACAUUUAUUUCCCAUUUGUACUUAACAGUUUGCAGGGUAAAUACUGUAAAUAUACUGUGUUUUCUAAAUAGUAGUUACCAUUGUGGAACAAAAUGUUAAAAACUUGACACAAAUUUUAUGAGAUGUAACAUUUUCAGGGUUUGAAAAUCUGAAAUUUACAAUGGAAAACAACAUUUUUUUUCAUUGAUUUUUUUUUCUAUUUACCUUGUAUAUCCUUAAAUGUGUGAAGUACCUUUAACCAUUUACCCUUUUAAAACAUCAUGUUGGUUUGUUAAUUUAAGCACACAUCAUUUUAUAAUUUCACUCUGGAAUGUGUUGAGUUGUGUGGGUGUUUUCUAGUUUAGAUGGUAAAUUUUCAGCAUAAUUAUGUUAAAUUACCUGUUUCAUUAUUUCAUAAUUUACAGAUAAUUAUGUAUGCAUUUCAUAUGAAUUUGCGAUAUUUUCCCCAUGUAUAUCCUACAUGAACAUGUAAUCUAUUUAUUUUCUUCAAUUGUAGAAAUAUGGAUCAUUGUUGGCUAUUUUUAUGUUGUUACAACUUCCUAAUGCUGAAAAAACAAGUGAUAAAUUGAUAUAUGGGAAUUACCAAGAACAUAUAAACAUUAAUAUUUUGGCUAUGAAAAUAUCAUCCUGGGCAGAGUAAAGUCAUUUUAGAAAUUAUUAUUUACAUAUUUUUAACACUUCACAUAUUUUUUAUAACAGGAAUGUUUCUAAUUGUAUGUUUGCAUUGAUUGUUUUUAAAGUGGGUGUACACUUGUUAUAAGGUAUUACCACUAUUAAAAGUGGGUGUACACUCGUUAUAAGGCAUUACCACUAUUAAAUUUAACUUUUCCUUUUUUUUUCAUUAUAAAAACAAAACUUUCAUUUAUGAGCAAUAAGUAUUUAAUUUUGUCAGAUUUUUAUUGAUCAUAUAGGAUAGUCAGAUUUUAUCAAUGUUUUGUCAGUUUAUAAAAUGAGUUUGAUUUAGUGGUAAUGAUUCCAAGUAUCAGAUUUUGUUUAACUUUAACUAUUUUUGAUCUCUUUUUCACCACUUUUUUGUUUUAAACAUUUAGAUCAAAAUUUUAUUAUGAUACUAACUUUCAGUCUACUACAAAGUUAAAAAUUGUAGUAACUUUUAUAAUGGUAUUAUAUGCUUGCAACGAUAAAGAAAAAAACAGACCGGCACAAAACAAUUUAAGCUUGACUAUUGGAAGAAUAAGAAGAGCUACUGUACUCAUGCUGUCAUCUGCAUCACACUUUGGAUAAGUUUUUGCAUGCAUGUUAGUAUCUUCAGGCCUACAAACUUAUUUGAGGGCAUAAUAGGAGGUCACUGUCCAAGGCCUUUAACUUUAACAUGGAUUUUGAUAGAAUUAUGGCCUUGUUUGUACUAUAUUGUUUAAACUCUUGUUUUACUUGAAAAGUUGAGGAGGCUGUCCUAUUGACAGCUCUUGUUAAGUUGCAUGAUCACUUUAAUUAAGUGCUUAAAAAUGUGCUAAUAGAUUUUGGUAUAUGACAUAAAGUAACUGUAUCAUGUACACUUUUACAUUGAACAUUUUUAGGUAUACUUUUGUUAAAAGCUUAUAUUCUGAUACUUCAAUGAUAAAUCCAAAAUGCUGGUAAAACAAUUGGCGACUCAGGCUUACAUGCAUUUUUAGAUUUAUCCAAUCUUAUUUUCUGUGAACAAUUUUUGGGUCUAGAUAUUUUGAGUUUCCACUGAAUUUUGAAAUAGAUAUGUAAAUAUGAAAAUGAACAGGAAUUUUUAUAAAGAGUGAAACAUAACAAAAUGUUGUUUAAUUUCUUUAGUUAUUGUUUUGUUCUAGUUUUGCUAAAUGGACAGUUGUUAAAAUUUCAGUUUUGUUGGCUUAUUUGUUAGAUAUAAGAUGUUUUGUUUUUAUGAUUUAAAUCCAGAUGUUGUAAUUCCUGGUUUGUAUAGAUUUUAGUUAGAUUUUGUCACAUUGAUUAUUUAUUGUGCUUCAUUUGAAUUAUCAUAAUUUGUCUUUCAAAGGUCAUGUACUACAUUAAAAACUUACAAAAGGUA